ACAAAUCAUUUGCCAAUCUAGCAUAUCAACAAACAAAUUUUCAAAUCCAUUUGCUAGGCAACCACUUCAAAAAAAAAAGAAAAAAAAAGAAAACAAAAAACAUUAACAUCAUGUUCAAGCUUUUGUUGGUAUUGUCUGUGUUGGCCUUUGCGGUUGCUGCUCCCGGCGUCGUGGUGGCUCCAGUGGCAGCCCAUCCUGUUGUCGGCCACCAUGCCCCUGUAAUCCAUCAUCAUGGAGCCCACGCUGUUCACUCACACGUUAUUCACCAUCCUGCACCUGUAAAGGCUGUAGUUGCCCAUCCUGUUGUGGUUGCCAAACCCGUCGUACCUGUCGUUAAGCCUGUGGUGCCUCUUGUGCCUGUACACCAUGCCCAUCCAGCAGUGGUAGCCCAUCACUAGGUCAAGGCGAGCCUAAGCCCACCCCGAUAUCCGAUUUCCGCUUCCUGUUUCCAUUCAUACCCAUAAGAAAACCUCCCUCUCAAAAAAAAAAAGAACAACAAAAAUAUUUCAAUCUCUCCAAUAAAGUACCAUCGAUUGAAAAAGAAGAAAAGUG
Stomoxys calcitrans (stable fly) is the source of this 552-nucleotide messenger RNA. RefSeq lists its product as uncharacterized. NCBI's taxonomy places the organism in Eukaryota, Metazoa, Arthropoda, Insecta, Diptera, Muscidae. The record is from RefSeq and is a predicted model, not a curated record. Bases 111 to 398 code for a protein of 95 amino acids. The transcript has 3 exons.